This is a messenger RNA of Aplosporella prunicola CBS 121167, 1671 nucleotides long. RefSeq lists its product as uncharacterized. Gene Ontology annotation, molecular function: heme oxygenase (decyclizing) activity. The record is from RefSeq and is a predicted model, not a curated record. Gene Ontology annotation, biological process: heme oxidation. NCBI's taxonomy places the organism in Eukaryota, Fungi, Ascomycota, Dothideomycetes, Botryosphaeriales, Aplosporellaceae. The transcript has 2 exons. The coding region runs from base 244 to 1509 and encodes 421 amino acids.
AGCUUUUUCUUCGCUCUUAUACUAGCGCUGUGUCGGCCAUAAGUCCGGAGCUGCACACCUUGGUUCUUGGACCGCGGCAGAGAAGAAAAAGAGUCGCUCCCUCCUCCUCCUCCUCCUCCUUCUCCGUUGCUACCUAUUACUACUACUACUACUACUACUACUAUCACUACUGUUUUACUACCGCUAGAUUUGAUGCUGUCGUCGAGUCGAGUGUGCCCAAGACAUACCCACCUAUAGCCACCCAUGACGACCGCCGAGACGGGCCCUGAAGUUCCCAGCGCGUCGGGUGCGGGUGCGCCGCCCGCCCUCUCGCAAGAGAUCAACACCGCGACCAGAUCCGUCCACACGUCGCUCAACCGCCUCAUCACGGCGCGCCUGCCGCUCGCGCUGCCGCCCCACGCCCCCUCGCCCCGCGUCUACGCCCUCGGCCUGCAGCACUUCGCCCACGUCUACCUAGCCUUCGAGGCGGCAUGGGGGGACAUCGUGGCGCAGAGCAGCGGAAGCGACACUGACACUGCCGCCGCGCUCGAGGAGUCCUGGUCCUCGGUCUCUGCGUCCUCCUCCUCCGCAACCCUGACGCCAUCUUCCUCUUCCUCCUCCAUCGCGGACAACAACACCAACGGCCUUCCCGACCCCAUAGCAGCAACCACACACGCGCUCCUAGCAUCGCUCCUCCCCCCAGGCCUCACCCGGACGGCGCGCCUCCGCGCAGACCUCGCAGCGCUGCUCGCGCUCCCCACGCCCGCCGCCGUGGACGCCUCGCUCGCGCGCUCGCUAGCCAGCAGCCCCGCCGCCGCGGCCUUCGUCGCGCAUAUCCGCGCCGCCGUCGCCGCGCGGCCGCACGUCCUGCUCGCGUACGCGUGGGUCAUGUACAUGGCGGUAUUCAGCGGCGGGCGCUGGAUCCGGGGGCAGUUCCUCGGCGCGGGGGAGGAGUGGUGGCGCACUUCUACUACCGAGAAGAAAGCAGAGGGAGGGGAAGGAGCACCGAAGCUGGACCUCGCAGCCACGGGCCUCGCAUUCUUCCACUUCCCCGGCACCCACGACGGCGAAGACAUCAAAGCCGCGUUUAAAGCCCAGCUGAGCGCGGCGGAACUCCUGCUUACCCCCGCACAGCGCGCCGACAUCCUCGCCGAGGCGGGCACGAUCUUUGCGCGCUGCGAGGGGCUCGUGCACGAGCUGGACGGGCUGUUUAGCACUCUUUUGCCGCCUGCGAUGGCUGCUGAGCAGACGUACGACGCCGCGCUGGCUGCGCACGCGGGUGCAGCGGGGGGCGAGAAGCGCUGUCCGGCCUCCUCGGCUUCGGCAGCGAUGCUGCAACAACAGUGGCAGUGGCAACAGCAACAGCAGCGCGAGAAGCGCGCGUGGCGCCGGGCGGCCGGCGCGGCGGCCGGGGCGCUGCUGCUGGGUGGCGCGGGGUGGUAUGCUGCGUGCGCUGUUGGGGAGGCGCUGAGGGUUGGGUGGGAGGCUGGCUGGGCGGAGGUGGGGGCGAUGGCGGCUGUGGGUGCGUAGUGUGUUGUGCGUGGUGUGGGAGGUGAUUGAUACCCUUUUCUUUUUCUUUUUCUUGUCUUUUUUCCUUCUUCUCUUGGGGUCUUUUCGGCUUCUUGUACGCAGGUACGCACAUAGGUAAGUGUGCUUUCGGUUUCAGUUUCAGUUUCAGUUUCAGUUUCUUUC